AGCAAUCAAAGAAAUAAAGACAUCAUGUUCAAAUACGCUGUCGUUGUCCUCGCUCUUGUUGCCUGUGCUGCUGCCAAGCCAGGACUUCUGGGUGCUCCUCUGGCCUACACUUCUCCACUGGCUUACUCCUCCUCCUUGGCCUACACUGCUCCUCUGGCAUACUCUGCACCUGUGGUGGCUGCUCCUGCUCCAGUUGUGACUGCCACCAGUAGCCAGGUGAUCGCCAGGAACUACAAUGGAAUCGCAGCUGCGCCAGUGAUUGCUCCUGUGGCUGCUCCCGUGGUUGCCAAGUACGCGGCUGCUCCUCUGGCGGCUCCUUUGGCCUACUCCUCCCCUCUGGCGUACACCUCCCCCCUGGCCUACUCCGCCCCUUUGAGCUACCCCGCUGCUCCUGCACAUGAGGAGUGGUGCGGGAACAGCGGCGUAGCUCAAAGGCGCGGAGUAAGCCAAGGGGGAGGAGUAUGCCAAAGGAGCCGCCAGAGGAGCAGCUGCGUAUUUGGCAACCACGGGAGCAGCCACGGGAGCAAUCACUGGAGCAGCGGCGAUUCCAUUGUAGUUCCUGGCGAUCACCUGGCUACUGGUGGCGGUCACAACUGGAGCAGGAGCAGCCACCACAGGUGCAGAGUAGGCCAGAGGAGCAGUGCCGUCGUUGUCCUCGCUCUCGUUGCCUGUGCUGCUGCCAAGCCAGGACUUCUGGGUGCUCCUCUGGCCUACACUUCCCCACUGGCUUACACUGCUCCUCUGGCCUACUCUGCUCCCGCUGCUGUGGUGGCUGCACCUGCUCCAGUUGUGACCGCAACCAGUAGCCAGGUGACCGCCAGGAACUUCAAUGGAAUCGCCGCUGCUCCAGUGAUUGCUCCAGUGGCUGCUCCCGUGGUUGCCAAGUACGCAGCUGCUCCUCUGGCGGCUCCUUUGGCCUACUCCUCCCCACUGGCGUACACCUCCCCCUUGGCCUACACCUCCCCACUGGCGUACAAUGCCCUCCCAGCUGCCGCUCCAGUUCUCCUCUCACGUAGCCAGUGGACAAGUUAUUGGCCAGCGGCAGCCGUCGCUGGAUGCGUGAUAUUUAAGAGUGGCCAAAAUGGAAUCAUCAUGUUCAAAUACGCCGUUGUCAUUUGCGCUCUGAUUGCCUGUGUGGCUGGCAAGCCAGGAUUGCUACAUGCUCCGCUGGCAGCUCUUCCCGCUCCUCUGCUGGCUGCUCCUGCUCCAGUUGUGACCGCCGCCAGUAGCCAAGUGGUGGCAAGGACCUUCAAUGGCAUUGCCCAUGCCCCGUUGAUUGCCCAAGUUCCGGUGGCACCUGCUCCAGUUUUGAGGACACUGGCUGCUCCUCUAGCUGCUCCUUUAGCUGCUCCUUUGACUGCUCCUUUGGCUGCUCCCCUGGCUGCUCCUGCUCCCGUUGCCUUCGCCGCUCCAGUUCCCGCUCCUCUGGCCGCCCCGAUCCUGAACAGAGUGACUCCGUUUGCUGCUCCCAUUGCCACUCCAUUUGCUGCACCCUACACCCAUCCCUAUGCCGCUCCCCUUUUGGCCAAAUACACGGCUCCACUGGCCUAUGCCCCAGCUCCUUUGGGCUAUGCCGCGCCCGCUUUGUGGUAAAAGAAAAAACAAGCACAUACACUCCAUUCGUACCCCAGGGAUUAAGCAACCGUUUGUGUGUUCAAUGACUGAUAGC
Molecule: messenger RNA, 1669 nt
Organism: Drosophila rhopaloa
Lineage: Eukaryota; Metazoa; Arthropoda; Insecta; Diptera; Drosophilidae
Product: calphotin-like
Exons: 7
Coding region: 25-1593 (522 amino acids)
Source: RefSeq, a predicted model, not a curated record